Molecule: messenger RNA, 1640 nt
Organism: Guyanagaster necrorhizus
Lineage: Eukaryota; Fungi; Basidiomycota; Agaricomycetes; Agaricales; Physalacriaceae
Product: diphenol oxidase-A2
Exons: 5
Coding region: 57-1586 (509 amino acids)
Biological process (GO): ubiquitin-dependent protein catabolic process; regulation of protein catabolic process
Cellular component (GO): proteasome complex; proteasome regulatory particle, lid subcomplex
Molecular function (GO): enzyme regulator activity; protein binding
Source: RefSeq, a predicted model, not a curated record
CCAAUACGGACUCGCGUUGGACGCGUCACCCAACGCCCACUACACUUUCUACUGCCAUGGCCGAUGUCGAGAUGAGGCCCGCCGUCACUGAACCUAAGGACGAGGAGAGGAAAGAGGACAAGGAGGACAAGAAAGAGGAAAAGAAGGAUGAGCCCAAAAAGGAGCCGGAAUCGCCUGUCACUGAAAUCAAGUCCAAUGCUGCCCUCAUCGAAAAGGCCGUAGCGACUCUGGAGCCACGGUUUACUCAUCGUGUCCUGAGGACCUUGGCCGCGCUAAGAAAGCGUCUGGAUGACUCUGUACUGAGGAAGGCCAUCGAGGAAGUGUACCCUAAAGAUUCUUCGGUGAAGACGACAUUGCUCUCAUGGUUACCUGCUGCACCCACAUCGGAUCAGGAAAUGGAAAUAGACUCGACGACAACGACGGCGCCUGCAAAACCACUUCCAGAACCUGUCUCAGAAGUCGAAAUAUACCUUCGUCUGCUAAUCAUUCACCACCUGCUCAAAUCCCCUGAUCAUUAUACGAAAGCUAUCGAGCUCGCUCGUCAAUCAGUGGAGAAGAUGCAAGCACUCAACCGUAGAAGCAUGGACCCCGUUGCAGCCAAGAUAUGGUUUGCCGUUGAGCGUGCGUACGAAUUUGGUGGUGAGAUCGCGGAUGCCCGACCAAUGUUCCUUGCUGCACAGCGGACCGCCUCUCUGCGGCACGACGAUGAGGCCCAAGCCUCACUCAUCAACCGUCUCCUCCGUAGCUACGUCCAUUACAGCCUGUACGACCAAGCCGACAAGCUUGUCUCAAAGACGACGUUCCCCGAGUCCGCUGGAAACCCUCAAUACGCUCGAUACCAUUACUUUAUCGGCAGAAUCAAAGCUGUCCAGCUGAACUACAGUGCAGCCCACACCAACCUACAACAAGCCAUCCGACGUGCACCUCCUGCAAAGGUAGCACCUGGAUUCUAUCAAGCAGUGCACAAGCUCUCCGUCGUCGUAGAGCUUCUGAUGGGUGAUAUUCCGGACCGAAGCCUUUUCAGGCAUCCCGUCCUAGAGAAGGCUCUAAGCGGCUACUUUGAGAUCGUCAAAGCUGUCCGCACAGGUUCACUCUCGCAAUUCCAAACCACCCUUGCCAAACACGCCGCUCGUUUUGAGGCUGACAAGACUUACACUCUCAUUGUCCGGCUACGACAAAAUGUCAUAAAAACUGGCAUUCGGCGGCUUUCACUGUCUUAUUCACGUAUCUCCCUACGCGAUAUUUGCGUUAAACUUCAUCUCGACUCGGAGGAGGACGCGGAGUACAUCGUUGGCAAGGCCAUCCGUGACGGAGUCAUUGAAGGCCGGAUAGUGCAUGAGAAGGGAUGGAUGGAGUGCGGGAGCCAGAGAAAUGUAUAUGGGCCUGAGGUCAGCGAGAUGUUCCAGAGGCGGAUUGGAUACUGUCUAGAGUUGCAUAACCAGAGCGUGAAGGCCAUGCGGUACCCUCUGAAUGCACACAGGAAGGAGCUGGCUGCAGCUGAGGGUGCUCGUGAGCGACAGAAGGAACUCGCAAAGGAAAUCCAAGAAGGGGAUCUUGACGAUGAAGACAUGGGCGAAGAUUUCUGAGCGUUGAUAUGCAAGUACGACACUACCGUAAUAUAUUCAAUUCUUUUUUCGGCA